Molecule: messenger RNA, 4734 nt
Organism: Puntigrus tetrazona (Sumatra barb)
Lineage: Eukaryota; Metazoa; Chordata; Actinopteri; Cypriniformes; Cyprinidae
Product: F-box/LRR-repeat protein 7
Exons: 4
Coding region: 226-1683 (485 amino acids)
Biological process (GO): SCF-dependent proteasomal ubiquitin-dependent protein catabolic process
Cellular component (GO): SCF ubiquitin ligase complex
Molecular function (GO): protein binding
Source: RefSeq, a predicted model, not a curated record
UCCAUCGCAGUGGAAGCGAGUUCGUGGUCAGUUUCUCUUCACACAUCUGUCGGAGCCGCCCGCUCCGGACGUCGUUUCUUUCCUCGGCUUCUGCCGGGAUCCUGCUUUCUGAAUGCUGCGUUAUAAAGAAGAAAAGCCCGUCUGUUCCCACAAUGGAGCUAUGCGUCGUGUGCGCGAGGACCGCUGUAGAUCUGUUCUUGUGAGGAGAGGGAUGUGUUCUUCAGGAUGGGCGCGAACAAUGGCAAACAGUGUGGAAGUGAAGGCAAGGCUAGCUCCAGUAUCUCCUCCGAUGUGAGCUCCAGCACUGAUCAUACGCCCACCAAAGCUCCCAAGAAUGUGGCUACCAGUGAAGAUUCGGACCUGAGCAUGAGGACUCUUAGCACUCCUAGUCCCGCUCUCAUCCUGAAGUCAAACCCUCCUCAAACGGUCCCAAACGGCAAUGAAACGUCUUCCCCGGUUUUUACCGUCACCGGUGAAACAGUGGCUCUGGUUCACCCUCCUCCAGGCUCUCGCUCACGGCCCUCCAGAGUCCCUCCGACCGCCCUCAUCGACAGCCUGCCCGAUCCCGUCUUACUCCAGGUGCUGUCCUACCUGUGCACCCCUCAGCUGUGCCGCUGCGCUCGGGUGAGCCGGCGCUGGUAUAACCUGGCCUGGGACCCGCGGCUCUGGAGCAGCGUCCGUCUGACCGGAGAGCUGCUGAGCGCCGACCGGGCCCUCAAGGUGCUCACCCAUCGCUUGUGUCAGGACACUCCUAACGUCUGUCUGACCCUGGAGAGGCUGGUGGUCAGCGGCUGCCGGAGGCUGUCGGACCGAGGGCUGCGUGUGGUCGCUCAGAGCUGCCCGGAACUGCGGCGUUUGGAGGUCGCAGGCUGCUAUAACGUGUCCAACGAAGCAGUGUUUGACGUGGUCUCCCAGUGUCCUAACCUGGAACAUCUAGACGUAUCAGGCUGCCCUAAAGUGACCUGCAUCAGCCUGACGGAGGAGGCGUCUCUACAGCUCACACCUCUUCAUGGACAGCAGAUUGGCCUGCAGUAUCUGGACAUGACGGACUGUUUAUCACUGGAGGACGAAGGCUUGAGGACCAUUGCGUUUCAUUGUCCUCGUCUCACGCACCUGUACCUGCGGCGCUGCAGCCGGCUAACAGACGAGGCCCUGCGACAGCUAGCACUGCACUGCUCUGCUUUACGCGAGCUCAGCCUCAGCGACUGCCAUCUGAUCGGAGACUUUGGCUUACGUGAGGUUGCUCGCCUCGAGGGCCAUCUACGCUAUCUGAGCGUGGCUCACUGUAUGCGCAUAACAGACGUUGGGCUGCGUUACGUAGCUCGCUACUGUCCGCGGCUCCGCUACCUGAAUGCACGGGGGUGCGAGGGGCUAACGGACCAGGGUUUGAGCCACUUAGCUCGCAACUGCCCCCGAAUGCGGUCUGUAGAUGUUGGCCGCUGCCCGCUGGUGUCGGACGCCGGGCUGGAGGUGCUAGCACGUUGCUGCGAAGGCCUACGAAGGCUGAGUCUGAGGGGCUGUGAGAGUUUGACAGGGAGAGGGCUCAUGGCGCUAGCAGCGGGAUGUCCCGAGCUGCAGUUACUAAACGUACAGGAGUGUGAGGUGCCACCUGAGGCCCUUCGACUGGUCCGACAGCACUGCAGACGCUGUGUAAUCGAACACACCAUACCUGCUUUCUACUGAGGGAGCAGGUUGGGGACGCCGGAGGUGUCGACCUCUGAAAAACAGGUGUUUAUACUUUUUGCAUUCCUACGACUGCCUGAUGAGAGGCAACGAUGUGGAUGUGUCUCAAAACCUAGUGCAGAGUCUUUCCUUGCAUUCUUUCCUUUCAUCCCGGAGGGUGGUAGGAGCUAAGAUGCAAGGAAAGAAACUGAGGAAAGGAAACAAGGAUGCACAAAUUAGAAUUGAUAUGAUGUGUUAGCGCCAACACACCUGACCGAAAAUAAUCUAUUAAUCCUGACUCUAAUUGGUUGGAGCUAAACUCUAGAAGACAGAGGGCUCCGAGGAACAGCACUGUUGCUGUUUCCUAACCCUAUUCCUGGAGGCAGACACACAGAAAACAUUUAUCCAUUUAUCAAUCCAAUUCAAGUCUAGGGGUCUCUAUUAUCAAGCAGAUGAAUUAGAUGAGUAAUUAUGAAGAGUUAAGAAAAAAUGGUACUGCAUCUUCACAAAAAGAUUUGGAAAACAAUCCGACUGAAAUUCUGGAGCAGGGGUGUCAAACCCUGGGUUAAGCCACAACACAUCUUUCCAGAUAUUUCUUGUAAUCCUAAAGACCUUGGUUAGCUUGUGUUUAAAGAAGAAGAGAUCACACCUACUGCAGAGUUUUAUAAACCUUUAGCUGGAGGCAACAUGUUGGAUGUCUUCUUUAUCUGACAGUUUGUACUAAUGAGCUGAUGAGUUGAAUCAACUAUGUCUGUUUAGGAUGAGUUAGCAGAUGAGUCUCCAUGAAAUGGAUUGGGAAACACUAGUCUUCUGCCUUCUGAAACUCUGGGGCAAAUCAUUAGUAUCAAACCUCACCUGCAGAGUUUAACAUUCCUGCCCAGAAGCUUCUAGUGAUCUUAAAGACCUUGAUUAGUUUGUUCAAAUGUAUGUAUUUUGGGUUGGAUCUCACCACUCACUAUCUCCUGCAUUGUUUUCCUACCUUGUUCCCAGAGGCACACCGAUAGUCUACAUUUUUGACGUCUUCCUUAUCUGACCUGAUCUGUUUCAUUUCUGGGAGUCUCUACCAGUGUUGAGGUGCAUUUGAUUAGGAAGAGUUGAAAAAUGUGUACUGUUUGGGAAACACUGGUGUCCUUCCAACUGAAAUUCUGAAGCAACUCGAUGUCAAACCCUGCUCCUGGAGGAUCACUGUUCUGCAGGGUUUAGCUCCAACUCACCUGCCAGGAAUGUUCUAGUGAUACUAAAUAUCAUGACAAGCUUUUUCAGAUGUGUUUAAUUCAGGAGAUAAACUUUACUGGAAGGUAGCCCUCCGGGAGCAGGAUAAAACACACCUCUGUUGAAAAAUCCAUCCUAUCCUGGUUAUACAUGUUUUGAAGCAUGGCUGCUUGGUUUGAACUGGUUUAAGCUGGUAAAAUGGCCAUGAGAUGGCUUAAUCUGGUCAUGUGGUGGUAAUGAGCUGGGUGGAGCUACACUGUAAAAAAAAAUUAGCAAAACUGGUAGAUAUGGUUGCCGGAAUUCAACCGCAAAAAAAAACGGUAACGUUUUAGGUUUUACAUUAAAUUUACAGUUAAAUUAUUUAAAUAACAGUUAAGUAAUUUCAUUAACUGAUAAAAUGUUAAUAUACCAACCCAUUAAAGUACUGAAAUCUGUUUUAAAUACACUGAUAGACACCAAAUACAGGUGGUGAUGAGAAAGUCACAUGAUGAACCAGAGCCCAUUCACAAGCAGCAACAAAUUCACACAAAAUUUGAAAUGCAAUGCAGGGGAUUCUGGGAAUGGCAGUUUUUUGGGAAUGGCAAGGUUUUACCUGUAAAAUGUACAGGAAUUGAAAUAUUUAACAGGUUUUUACUAUAGCAUUCAUGGUCAUUUUUUACAGUGCAGCUCAUGACUAGCUAAGAACUCUCUUAAACCAGCUCACAACCAUCUUGAAAGAGACAUAUCGUAAAAAGGUAAAAAGACUUUUCCAGGUUUUCAGUGCUAUAAUCCGACUCUUACCAACCAAGGAAAUGUGAAAAAGAUUAAUCCAGUAACUUUGUUUUGGUAAGUCUUUUUCUGCAAGCCUCUAAAAAAACAAUCAUGUCUGCCUUUGCUCCCUCACCGACGUUGAAAAGGGAUCUUAUUGUAAUAUUACCUCCCCUUAAUCUGUAAGUUUCCACCCACAGCACCAUCAUUUAGAUUUUGCAAGCGACAACAGUGUACAGUACCAGUUUUAAUGCCAUGGUGAAAGUUUGAGCAAGACACACUAACUGUUCUAGAUUUAGACAAUAUGUCUCAAGCUCAAACCCGUAGCCAUGCUUCAUAACAUACCUAACCAGCACAUGCUAGGACCUGACCUAGUGAGUUUCCUUGUCCCUGGAGGGACACCAACAGCGUGCAUUUUGGAUAUGUCCCUUAUCUGACUCAUGAAUUUGAAGUCUUAGAGUUAAUGAGUAUCAACUGUGCUCCACUAACAGGCCUGGGAAACACUGGCCUCCUGGUGCUACCUCGAGCACUUACAUGCACACUUAUCAGUAGCGUGUCAAAGGAAGAUCAUUAGAUUUUGAGACACAUCUUGUGUGCAAUGUUGCUUCUUGCAGAGCUGUACCAUGCUCUUUGUAAUUAAAAACUACAUGACAUAUAGCAUAAUAUUUAUCACAUGAAAGAGAUGCAUUAUAUUGUCACUGUACGUCACUAGUAAGCUGGUGUCUUCUGAAUUAUGUUUAUUUUGGGUUGCGUUUUCUACAAAAGCUCUUUGGCUUGUCAUCCAGAGUCCGUCUAUUACAGUACUUUUGAUAACAUACUAUUACUACUUGCUUUUUAAGUAGUGAUUAAGAUUUUUCUCUUUGGGCGAACUAUUCGUGAAGUAAAACUGAUAUCUGCUUUCAAGAGACCAUCUUGGUUCAAAAUAAAUAGAAAAAUAUGGGCAUUUGCACUUUAAAGGGCAUUACUGACAGAAUCUCAAAAUGAUCUAAAAGUCUUAAGUCUUUUAUCCCAGAUAACGCUAGUCAAGGAUUACGUGAGAUUUGUAAAGGUUUCAUUUUGUGAAAGCAAUAUGUUGCUGCUAAAAACACUCAAUAAAGGGCUACUUAUUUAAAA